Molecule: messenger RNA, 2748 nt
Organism: Pecten maximus
Lineage: Eukaryota; Metazoa; Mollusca; Bivalvia; Pectinida; Pectinidae
Product: MAM and LDL-receptor class A domain-containing protein 1-like
Exons: 18
Coding region: 1-2748 (915 amino acids)
Cellular component (GO): membrane
Source: RefSeq, a predicted model, not a curated record
AUGGUGGGGAAAGUGCUGCUGCAAGCCGUAGAGCUGACAGGCGAGGGAGGAGACUUUCAAAUGUUGAUUUCUCUAAACGAAACUGCGAGAGGCCAGAACCUAAACUGCAAUUUUGAACAAAACUUUUGCCAAUGGACACAAGCAAGUACAGAUAAGACCGAUUGGCUGAGGAUUAAUGGUUCGACACCAACUGGUCACACAGGUCCACAGCACGACCACACUACAGGACAUGGACAUUAUGCAUAUUUUGAGGCAAGUCAAGGAGGCAGUGGCUUUAAUGCACAGCUAACGAGUCCUGCAGUGAGGGUGUCAUCCCGAAGCAAAGCAUGUUUAUCCUUCUGGUAUUUCAUGUAUGGCCAACAUGUCAACAACCUCAAUGUAUACCUUCAGAAAAACAACAAUAAUGGCCAGCCUGUGUGGCAACGCAAUGGUAACCAAGGCAACCAAUGGAGACAGGCCCUUGUGGACUUUCCAGUCAACACCAGGGCUAAAGUUGUUUUGGAGGCAGUUCGUGGCCGGGGGUUCCAAGGAGACAUUGCUAUAGACGACAUCACUUACAAAAACAGUCCAUGUCCUCAGAAUGGUGUGAACACUUCAAACAGUGUUCAGUGUAACUUUGAGGAUGGACGCAUCUGUGGCUAUAAACAGGACCAGAGUGAUAACUUUGACUGGACACGGGCCUCAGGUGCUACACUGACCUCAGGGACAGGUCCUAACAGUGACCACACCUACAAUACAGACCAAGGUCAUUACAUGUACAUUGAUGCCUCAAGUGCUCAAUCUGGUCAGAAGGCUCGACUGAUCAGUCCACCCAGCAAUGGUCGCAGAUCCAUGUGUCUGACCUUCUACUACAGUAUGUAUGGGACAGGUGUGGACAGUCUCAAUUUAUACACCAAAACUGGGACCUCACUUGGCCAGACAGUCUGGUCCCUCAGUGGCAACCAAGGGGUGGGCUGGAACAUAGCUCAAGUCAGACUCCGACGAGGAAGGGCCUUUAAUGUUGUAUUUGAAGCAGUCCGAGGCCAAGGCUUUAAGGGGGAUAUUGCUAUUGAUGAUGUUAGUAUGGCUACAGGAAACUGUCCCGCCAUUGGAGCCUGUAACUUUGACAAAAAUCUUUGUGGCUGGACCAAUGCUAAGCAGGAUGAUUUUGAUUGGCUUCGUCAUAGAGGGAGAACAGCUUCAGGGAACACUGGUCCAUCUGUCGAUCACACUCAUGGCAAUAACCAAGGUUACUACCUGUACAUAGAGGCCAGUAGUCCCAGACGAGAAAAUGACCGAGCUCGCCUGACUAGUCAAUUGUUUCGGAAGUCCUCCAGACAAAGAUGUUUCCAGUUCUGGUAUAAUAUGCAGGGGAACAGUAUUGGGACGCUCACAGUGAUCAUGAAUAUUAACAGUGUGGACAGACCUAUCUGGACUCUGAGUGGGAGUCAGAAUGGCAGCUGGAUAUUUGGGCGUGUACCCAUCACCAACAACCAAAACAAUUUCAAGCUGGCCAUCGUUGGUACCCGUGGUAACGGAAUACAAGGAGACAUUGCCUUGGAUGACUUCGCUGUGAGGAAUUCACGAUGCACAAUAUCUCCCAGAAGUGCUCAACCAUCGACGACAAUUACAACUAAACCACCAACUACUGUAACAUCCAAAUCAACAACACCUGGUGGAACGCCUUCACCAUCAAGUGCAAACUCUGUCACAUGUAGUUUUGAUUCAAACUUCUGUGGUUGGACAAAUCCUACAAAUGAUGACUUUGAUUGGACAAGGCAUAGUUCGUCCACUGCAAGCACCCACACCGGACCUAGUGCUGACCACACCUCUGGACAUGGUUACUACGUGUUCACGGAGACAUCAAACCGAAAAGCCAAUCAGAGAGCGUUACUGCAGAGUGUUCAAGUGAGCCAGACUGGUCCACACUGCCUGGUGUUCUGGUACCAUAUGUAUGGGUCAGAUAUUGGAACUCUCAAUCUGUAUGUUCAGACUGGGGCAUCACCGGGCUCCCCAGAAUGGACACGCAGUGGUGAGCAAGCAAAUGCAUGGAGGGAAGCAAAUGUGACGUUCUCACCUACUGCUCCCUUCAAUCUCAUAUUUGAAGGCAUCAUGACAAAUGGCUACCGUGGUGAUAUAUCUUUGGAUGAUAUAACUCUGACAGCUGGAACAUGUUCAGGGUCGUCACCAUUAAGUGGAAGGGCAUGUACAUUUGAGGAUGUUCAUAUCUGUGGAUAUACACAGGACAGUACUGAUACUUUCGACUGGACACGACACUCUGGAGCAACAAAUAGUGCAGGCACAGGACCAACUAAUGACCACACCUACAAAACCAGUCGAGGUCAUUAUAUGUACAUUGAGACGUCAUCUCCACGGAAACCAGGUGACAAAGCACGCCUCAUCUCUCCAACUUACACUGACAGCCAAGCCAUGUGUGUCCAAUUCUACUACCAUAUGUAUGGCUCCAAUAUCGGGGCGCUCAAUGUCUACAUACAGACUGGUGGUCAGUUGGGCAGAGCUGGUUAUUCCAUGUCCACCAAUGCAGGCAAUUCUUGGCAACUUGGGGAAAUGACAAUUCCAUCGUCAGCAGCUACUGCAGGUUACAAGGUUGUCUUUGAGGGAGUACGAGGAUCAAAUGCAAGAGGGGACAUUGCUAUUGAUGACAUCAAAUUUAAAUCGGGACCUUGUCAAAACCCAGGUAAACAGCAUCUUAAGGAUCAGUGGUUUGUGGUGAAAUCCCAGGUAAACAGCAUCUUAAGGAAUCAAUGA